Pyrus x bretschneideri (Chinese white pear) is the source of this 1245-nucleotide messenger RNA. Its product is annotated as choline-phosphate cytidylyltransferase 1-like. The transcript has 8 exons. Gene Ontology annotation, molecular function: phosphatidylcholine binding; choline-phosphate cytidylyltransferase activity. The record is from RefSeq and is a predicted model, not a curated record. Bases 210 to 1067 code for a protein of 285 amino acids. Gene Ontology annotation, biological process: CDP-choline pathway. Lineage: Eukaryota; Viridiplantae; Streptophyta; Magnoliopsida; Rosales; Rosaceae.
AAUCAAUUAUCCUCGUCACACCCGUGUUCUUGAAGAGAAACCUGCGUAGAAGAGUAUUUGUACGUUAACGUACAAGACUCCAACUGCUGUGGUCCUUGAGAGAGAGAGGGAGAGAGAGGGGCUGUGAAGCUCCCUGCUUUCUGUGUGAGAACCAAUUCAGCAAAAACCCAAAGAAUUUGCAGUUGAGUGAGAGACUGAGAGAGGCAGAGAUGGAGGAAGAGAAGCAGCAGAGUAUUAAGGAGGAGGAGGAGGAGCGUCCAGUGAGAGUAUAUGCAGACGGCAUUUAUGAUCUCUUUCACUUCGGCCAUGCCCGUUCUCUCGAGCAAGCCAAGAAACUGUUCCCCAAUACGUAUCUGCUUGUUGGCUGCUGUGGUGAUGAAAUUACGCACAAUUAUAAGGGAAAAACUGUUAUGACUGAGAAGGAGCGCUAUGAAUCACUCCGCCAUUGCAGAUGGGUGGACGAAGUUAUCCCUGAUGCACCAUGGGUGCUCUCGCAAGAGUUUCUGGACAAGCAUAAGAUUGACUUUGUGGCACAUGACUCUCUUCCCUAUGCUGAUGCAAGUGGCUCUGGAAAGGAUGUCUAUGAAUUUGUUAAGUCUGUUGGGAAGUUUAAAGAAACAAAGCGAACUGAUGGGAUCUCUACAUCGGAUCUCAUAAUGAGGAUAGUUAAAGAUUACAACCAGUAUGUGAUGCGUAAUUUGGACCGUGGGUACUCAAGAAAAGAUCUAGGUGUCAGCUAUGUGAGGGAAAAGCGACUGAGAGUGAACAUGGGACUGAAAAGAUUGCGUGAGAGGGUGAAGGUGCACCAAGAAAAAGUAGGAGAGAAGAUACAAAUAGUAACACAGACUGCCACCAUGCGUCGUAAUGAAUGGGUGGAGAACGCUGACCGGCUGGUUGCUGGAUUUCUGGAGAGGUUUGAAGAAGGUUUCCAUAAAAUGGGAACAGCCAUAAGGGACCGAAUUCAAAAGCGAAUAAGGACACAGCAGUUCAGAGGGCUUUUAUAUGAAGAAGAUGAUGAAUUCUAUGAUGACUCUGAAGAAGAAAACGAUGAUGAAGAUGAGAACUGAAUUUGCUUCUGUUGCUGUCAAUUGCUUAGGAGCUGGAAUACUUAUCCGUUGUAUUAUUGUUAGUGGUCUGUCAUUUCGUUUCGAUAGUGGCUUGUUUGAUGUAGUUGACACAAUCUUUAUGAAGAUCACAAAUUUGUGCAAAAUCGUUCGAGUUUCCACAAAUGAAUGGCUUUUUCCU